CUCAUCACCGGCGCCGGCAGCGGCCUGGGCCGCCUCUUCGCGCUCGAGUUCGCCCGGCGCCGGGCGCUGCUGGUGCUCUGGGACAUCAACACGCAGAGCAACGAGGAGACGGCGGGCAUGGUGCGCCACAUCUACCGCGACCUGGAGGCUGCCGACGCCGCCGCGCUGCAAGCUGGAAAUGGCGAGGAAGAGAUCCUGCCCCACUGUAACUUGCAGGUGUUUACCUACACCUGCGAUGUGGGGAAGAGAGAGAAUGUCUACCUGACGGCCGAAAGGGUCCGCAAGGAAGUUGGCGAAGUCUCGGUCCUGGUCAAUAAUGCCGGUGUGGUCUCUGGACACCACCUUCUGGAAUGUCCUGAUGAGCUCAUUGAGAGAACCAUGAUGGUCAAUUGCCACGCACACUUCUGGACCACCAAGGCUUUUCUUCCCACAAUGCUGGAGAUUAAUCAUGGCCACAUUGUGACAGUGGCAAGCUCCUUGGGAUUGUUCAGUACUGCUGGAGUGGAGGAUUACUGUGCCAGUAAAUUUGGAGUGGUGGGUUUUCAUGAGUCUCUGAGCCAUGAACUGAAGGCUGCUGAAAAGGAUGGCAUCAAAACAACAUUGGUUUGCCCUUACCUUGUGGACACCGGCAUGUUCAGGGGCUGCCGAAUCAGGAAAGAAAUCGAGCCUUUCCUGCCCCCUCUGAAGCCGGAUUACUGUGUGAAGCAGGCCAUGCAGGCCAUCCUCACUGACCAGCCCAUGAUCUGCACCCCUCGGCUCAUGUACAUCGUGACCUUCAUGAAGAGCAUCCUCCCUUUUGAAGCAGUCGUGUGUAUGUAUCGGUUCCUAGGAGCGGACAAGUGUAUGUACCCCUUUAUUGCUCAGAGAAAACAAGCCACAAAUAAUAAUGAAGCAAAAAACGGAAUCUAAGAAUCUUUUUGUACGGAAUAUCAUUUGUAUCAGAAGAUCAAGAUGUUUCUGUCCGAUGCUCAUCAGCAUUACUGACAUCCUCCGGAGUCUAAGUCCAUAAUGACUUUUUUUUUUAAUCAACUUUUUCAAAAAAAAUAAAGUGUGACUAGAGUAACUAGGAAGAUGUGAUCAACAGGAUUCCGUUAGAGAGCCAGUCCAAUCGUCAGACAGGCGCCGCGGGGUAUCUUCAGACUACCACCGCGGUUUUGAUGAGGAACGGGAGUCUAGAGAACACCAGUGUGUCUCGAGUGCGUCGCCUUUCCUAAUUCUCGUAGUGUGUAUUAACCCUUAUCAGUAGACUCUAGCCAGUUGACAUCCUUGCAAUUUCAAGGACUAUAACAGUGCUGUAUCUCCUCACGUUUCCCAAGUCUCCGGUUUGCAAACCUGACGUGCCUCCUCUUCAUGACAUUUGUGUGUUCAGCUCUAUUAGAAGGAGGUUUCACAAUCCCAGUGGAUUCGAGGUCAAUGACAUUUGAGUUUUAGUCAAGGUGAUCAGGUUUCUUUUUUUAAAAAGUAAUGAAUCAUCAUCAGCUGAUUUUCCGUUUUAAUCUUUGAAAUAUUUCAUUAUGUAUCAAUUACUCUGGAGACCUAGUUCUCCCCCAAAACCAUGCAUAGUUCUACCUAUGAAUUUUGCUGCAUACAGAAAGUGCCCUUUCCUCAGGAGGCUGCUGUGUCUCACUUCUUCGGAUGGACUUUUACCUAGUGUUCAUAGCAGCUCCGCCAAGAGUUUAUAAAAAUGGGACCUUCUACCUAGAAAAGUCUCCAUUUUUUGUGCCAACAUUGAUUAGUGAGGGAGGGUGGGGAUCAUAGUCUAUGGAGUGUGUAUGGAAGGGUGUAAAGAUUCUCUUGAAAGUUUUGUUCACAUUGUAGGACAGCAAAUGAGAUUUUUACAGUAUUUUUUUGUAAAGCAAACUAUUUUGUGCCUUGAAUUUGGUAUGUGUAUUAGUGAAGCAUUGUAAAAGUGAACUUCUACCUCUGUAUCUAAAUGUAUACCAUCCAUUUGUAAAUUACUAUAAACUAUUAUGUGAUUGCUUUUUUUUAGAAUGUCUUGUUUAAAUAGUGACCAAUGUUUAAGGCUAUAAAAAUAAGCCAACUUUUACUAAUUAAUUGGGGAGUUUUAUAAAGGACUGAUUAAAUUUUAAAAAUUAACUUACA
Echinops telfairi (small Madagascar hedgehog) is the source of this 2103-nucleotide messenger RNA. RefSeq names its product retinol dehydrogenase 10 (gene RDH10). The transcript has 6 exons. Gene Ontology annotation, molecular function: oxidoreductase activity, acting on the CH-OH group of donors, NAD or NADP as acceptor. The annotation marks the transcript as partial. The record is from RefSeq and is a predicted model, not a curated record. Gene Ontology annotation, cellular component: lipid droplet. Lineage: Eukaryota; Metazoa; Chordata; Mammalia; Afrosoricida; Tenrecidae.